Symbiodinium sp. CCMP2592 is the source of this 2268-nucleotide messenger RNA. NCBI's taxonomy places the organism in Eukaryota, Dinophyceae, Suessiales, Symbiodiniaceae. The record is from the annotation of a GenBank genome assembly.
AUGUCGGAGCGGAGCCGCGCUGCCGUGGCCCAACUGGCAGAACAACUGCCGGAUGGACGGCUGCGGAUCUGCAUCCUCGGGGGCACCUCCGUCCAGAGGAAGGAGAGCGAAGAGCUCGCACAUCUCAUCGCGCAGGGCCUGUCCUCAAAGCUGCAAGGGCGCGUCUUUGUGUUCACAGAAGGAAUGCCGGGCAUCCAGAAUGCCUUCGCGAGACAAUGCAGCGAAACUAUACUGCACAACCUUGUCCUUGAGGGGCAGGCAUGCAGCUGGCACGGAACGGAGCUGAGCGCCGGCGAGAGCAUCUCUGAAAGAAAGGAGAUCUUUAGCUUGCUGGGCGACGUGUACGUCGUGUUGGAGGGCGGUCCCGGCGUCGCGAAGCAAGCUCGCACGGCCUUGCGCCGGGGCGCCUGCAUUCUGCCACUCGCGAGAACCGGCGGUGCCAGCUGUGGGCUCUUCGACUUUCCCAAGAAAGCUCUGGAGAAGCCGAGCUUCGUGGAGGAGAUGUGCUGGGAAGCCCUGCAAAACGCAGAGCUGCCCACAGAGGUGACGGCCGAGGCGGUGGUGGCCAUCUGUGAGGCUGCUUCUGAAAUCUCAGGAGGCUUUGGGAGGAGCCUUCUUGAGACGGAGAGUGACGCCGACGACACAGAGGAUCUCGCUUUAAGUCCAGACUCGUCCAAGCCGCUCCUGGAGCACGAUGUGGCCCUGGCCCCUGACUCGCGAAGAAGCGCGCCCUUCUACGCGUCCCAGGACAGCGGAAUUCGUGCUGAUGGGCUUUCGAGGGAGGAGAUCGGUGCCGUUCGGGAGAUCCUGGGCAUCAGCCGGCCAGGCUUGCCAUCGGCAUCCAGCACUGGUCACGGCCGUAGCCACCCAGAAGCACCACCUUUGGGGCCGAAAUUGUCUACACCGAUGCCUUUCCAGAGAAGGACCGCGCCGCGUUUCUCGGUUGAGAUGCCCCCGCCCCGUGUCAGGAGCUCGGCAUGCUUUCGCCGCAGAGUCGUGCGUGAUGCGUGGAACACGCAGGAGAUCUUGCUGGCUUGGGCCAUGGCACGCCACCCGGGCCGAAGAGCACGGCAGCGCCACGAACUGCCUACGCCGCUGGCAGACGAGACGGAGUUUCGCUGGUACUUCAACCUCCUCUUCCCGUCCUUGGAGAUCGAUCUCUGGGAGUCUCGAGAUGCUGAGGGCCUGGAAGCUGCCGAGGACUCUGCGGCGCGGCAGCUGCAGCUGGCGCUCAGAUCUGCCGACCGUGACGGAGAUGGCUGUGUGACAGUCGAGGAGCUUCAUUAUGGCAUGCUUUGCCUCCACGGCUAUCGGAGCCUCAUGGUGGAUGCUGCGAGGCCUCUGGCCUCCAUGCCAGUGACCUCCAACCAACCGGAUCUUCAAGCCCUGCUGGAAUCUCUGAACGGCGGGAUCCCUGUCCAUGCCGCAGAGGCACAGCUGGUGUUGCGCGAGGCGCGGCUUGUGCGAGGCGAGGGCGUUCCUGCCUCGCAGUCGUGCUCAAGGGAAGAGCUGUUGUGGGGCCUGGGCUGCUGGUAUGCAAACAUCCAGCGUGAGGAUACGCAGUGGCGCGAGGUUCUCGCAGCAGCUGUUCGCCGGUGGGUCCCUUCAGAUGAGGAGCAUCACGGAUGCGUUCUGCACGAGCUGGCUCGAAUGACCAUGGAUCUUCCCCGAACACUGCCGAUGCCGAGCCGCUUGGGCGGCCAGUCGGCGCGGAAGGAGACGUCUGCCAGCCGUGCCAGCCAAGCAUGCGUGCUGCUGCUGGCAGUCGCUAUUCACAUCGUGUACUUCCUGCUUCUGAUAUUUCCGUCGGCUUUCUUCCUCACGGUGAUCUUCAUGGGGAGCGAGCACGGAGACGACCGGUGCCCCUUCGACCUGGAUGCGCUGCUCGUGUGGUUUGGAGCAGUUGGGUUGGCAGUUCUCAUGGUGGACUGUGCGAACGGAGGCAGCAUCGGCAUCACGGUCAUUGCCAGUGGUUUGAAGGCUCUGCUGCUCCUGACGCCCUUCCUUGGCAUGUUCUGGACCCAUGCGCUGAGACGCACCGAUGCCGACAUCUGUGGGCCAUAUGUGUUCUGGAUGUCCAAGUGGCUUUGGAGUGCAUUGGCCUCCUGCGAACUGUACGUGGCCUGCCUGCUUGGGUGGAGUUUCCACGUGGCACGCAUUCAUGAGCUGGCGCUUCGACGCAAGGCGGACGCCGACAUGGAUGCACAGAUGAACCCGCCCUCACCUGAACACUUCUUGGCCGACCUCAACUCUGCGGUCUUGUCUUAA